AGGAGUGCCAACUCAGAGCCGCUGCUGCUGCUGUCCGUUCAUUUCCUCCUCUUAUUCCUCUCUCUCUCUCUCUCUCUCUCUCUCUCAAUCCACCAGGCUCGGAGGUGAUUCGGGGUUUAAUAUCUCGCGGGGGUUUGGUGUGUUUUCUGUGUGAGCGCCGACGGCGACGGCGCUGGAUAUAUAUAUAUAUUUUCCACGUUGUUUGGGGUUUGAACUUGUGCUUGCUUGCCCGCGUUGUAGUAGCGCCGCACACUGCGGGGGUCUGCACGCGGGCUUUGGGGAGCUUCUCAUUUCGGUCUGUUCACUGGAGCAUUGCGCACAGCACACACUUUUUCUUCAACGAGGGCUUGUAUGUUUUGUUCAGAGAAGAAUGAAUGCCGGAACGGGACGUGAGACGGCGGAACUCGCUCGGGUUCGCGUUUAAUGUGGAUUUCGAUGGAUUUGUGCGGUCGAGCUUGAUUGCGGAAAAAAAAACCCCGUCUGAUGGGAAAACGUGGCGCUUGAGGACGUGCUCACCAAGCUUCAUGCUCUCAGCUCAGGGGACCAUGUCUGUCCACAUUGUGGCCCUGGGCAGCGAGUGUCCUGGAGGUGUAGGGUCCGGAGAGGAGCCGGCUGCUCCAGCACAGGUGCAAGGCGGGCUGCUGUGGAGCUACCUUGGCCAUGGUGCCAGAGAGCUGGACCCCACGUCCGCUACUCCUUCCAGACACCCGCUGAACCCAGCCUUUAUGGAGUACCAGUCUAGAGUUUUCGGAGAUGUCCGAGUGAUGGUGCGAGAUUGCCCUAGCUGGGACUUGCUGGACAGUGACUGGGCCAGUGUGCGGAGUGUUUUGGAGCAAGCUGAUAUCGUGGUCAUUAAAUAUUCCGUAAAUGACAAGCUGGCAUUCCAGCAGGUCCGAAAUGGCUACGCCCCUCGACUCCGCCCCCUCCUGCGUCACUGGGGCAUGCCCGUCAUCCUGGUAGCGGUCGGCGCACGGCUCAACGAUGAAGGGCCGCCAUGCACCUGCCCCUUGUGCGCUUCCGACUGGAGCACUUGCGUUCCUCACGGCGAGGGGCUUCAGCUGUCUCGAGACCUGGGUGCCACCUACCUGGAGUUACCUUCCCUCAAUAACUUCUUCGUGGGUCGCUACUUCGGCAGUGUGCUUGAGUACUUCAUGAUUCAGUGUCUGAAGCAGAAAGCGAAAGAGAGACCUGACAAGAGGCGGGGUCACCGGUUUAAUGAGCCCCGCCCCCCGCACUUGGACCAACCAGCACGUCUUCCUCCUGUGCGAGUGGAGGAGUCCAGCUUCUCUCAGGACCUGCAGUGGUUGCUGGAGCGUGGCGCGCAGUUUGCUGAUGUGGUCUUUUAUGCUGGGGAUUCUGGGAAAGAGCUGGGAUGGGCACAUGCUGCUGUCUUAAGCGCCGUUAGCCCCUAUUUCAAGCAGCUGCUGGUGGGAAGGCAGGCGUGGGAGAGGCCCAUGUCCCGAUGUGCUUGCCGGGAGAGAGACAGCCCUCACUCUCUGCUGUCCACCUGGGAUGGCGGUUUGGAUGACCUGACCCGGACAGACGGCCACCUACCCGGGCAGCUGUCCCGGCUGGUUGUGAAGGACCCGCUGCUGUGUAUAUGCAUGUGGGAGACGCUGAUGUUUCUCUACAGAGGGGCCUGGGAGUGGGAGUUCCUGGAGGAGGCUUUGGCUGAGAAGCUCAAGAACCCUUUAGCAGUGGCCCAGCUGAUGGAUCGAAUACGCUCAUUCGUUGGGAGGGAAAAGGCCCUCAGGGACACGGCUGCUCCACGCUCUCAGCCCGGUCCUCAAACACUGGGAAACAUCUUCAACUCCCCUCUCUACUCUGAUGUCAUUUUCAUGGUGCAAGGCAAUGUCCUGCCCGCACACAGAGCUGUGCUCGUGGCUCGCUGUGACGUCAUGGCGGCCAUGUUCAGCGGCAAGUAUGCAGAAGCCCGUAGUCGAGUAGUACCCAUACACGGGGUCUCCUCCGACACCUUCCUCGCCUUCCUGGAGUAUCUCUACACAGACACCUGCUGUCCAGCCAGUGUGUUGCAGGCUAUGGCGGUACUCGUCUGUGCAGAGAUGUACCAAGUGAAGCGUCUGCAGCACCUCUGUGAGGUGUGUGUGUGUGCGUAUUUGCAGAGCAUGCCCAGUCGGGAGCUGGCCUCCACCAGCAUCAGUGUCAUCCGCUUACUGAGGAGAGCGAAGUGUCACAAUGCUGACCAGCUGUAUGUCUGGCUCCUCCACUUCAUUGCCAAUAACUACCUGAUCUUCAGCCACAAACCCGACUUCCUGGAGCUUUCAGGUGAGCUAUCUGACACCAUUUGCAAUAUCUGUUUAUAUAAUUACUACAAAUAAGGUGGACAUGUGGGGAAAAAAACCCUGCCCUGAACAGAUGUUACACCCUUAUAUAUUACCAUAUGCUAGUUAUGACACAACAGAUCAUAGAAACAGGAAAUGCUAAUGCGGGUCGAACCACCGGGCAUUCUGCUGUGCUGUGCAUAAUAAUUCAGGGCAGAAUAGUUUAAGCAACUCUUAAAGUACCCCUGAAUUAGUAUUAUUUUUGGUGGUUAGUUCUUCCUGAGGAUGGCACUCCUUAUAGAUCCAGAGUCCACGGUUCGAUCCUGAGCUCGGGAUGUUCUCGAAACAUGUCACGAGUCUGUAUGGGUUUCCUCCAGGUUCCUCGAUAUUGCCUAAACACAGCUCAGUUCUCUUAUUUAAUGAAUAAUAGAGUCAUUUAUUAUGAGAAAUGGAGUCUAAAAGUACCAGACUGACUAAUAAUAGACCGAGUUACUAUAGAAACGAUAACACAUUAGAACGAGCACAUAUUAUAAACCUCAACACUUUCUGACCAGUCAUAUUUAAGAAAUAUAACAUAAUAUAGUUAGAAUAGGUUUAUUACUUUUAACCUGUCUUAUACAUAUACACUAUAUGGCUGUAUAAUGUAUUAAUAAAAUAAUGAAGUAAUAUAAACAUUACAGCUUACAGACACACCUUUCUGGUAAAUAGUCAUGGAUUUUAAUACAGAAAAUUAAAGCACAUUUUUUUCAUUCUGUGUUCAGGCCUGAAAAUAUUCAUAAUAAUCGUAUAAUCAUAUUUUCAGCCAGGUACAAAGAGGCACUACACAUAUUUUUUCCUUUUCUACAGAUGAUUUUUAAUGAUUUAUUACAUGUCCAGGGGUACUUUAACAAAUAAUUCAAUGUUUUUCAGUCAAUAUUUCAGUCAAGAACAUUUUAUAUAUCAAAGACCAUGGGUGGGUCUCGAUCAGCUCACUAGUUCGGCUAUUUUAAAGGCUCACUAUCGGUCACAAAAGUCCUUCUUGUGCACUGAAACAUAAACAAAAUCCCAUAAUGCACUGGACAAAUCAGGGAGCAUCGAUACAUACUAUGUUCCCUUACUGGAAAUGAUGUCAUAUUGCCUGAAGCCUCUCAGAUUGAAUAUAUAUAUAUGGUGAACAAACUUCAUAGCUUGAUAUCAUUGUUGUAACUCUCAAAUGAUUACUUACAUUACUUAUCACAUCUAUAUACAGUUAGAUCGAGUCUACUGACAUUUAAGUGUUCAAUUACUUUUAAAAAUCCACUUGCUAGCCUACAGUAUGAUCCUGCUUUGAAAUAUCACGACAGAAAAGGGUGUGAUUAACCUUUUAUACGACAUGAAAACCUAAAUAUUUUAUAUGUUCGGGUUUUUAACCUGGUGACCGAUGAGGAAAUUAGCAUGUUGCCAGACAUUCCCGAUGUGUAGUGAGCCAGCGUCUUUACCAGUGUGUGAAUGUGUGUACAUAAUACACAGAUUCACUACCUAGGGAGCUAAGGAGCUGAUUGAGACGUAGCCCAUGGAAAAAAAACUGAUACAAAGGAUGGAUUCCUGAUGAUAUUCAACAUGCAAGUGCUAUUUUAUAUAUAUAUAUAUAUAUAUAUAUAUAUAUAUAUAUAUAUAUAUAAUUGCAGUUUUCAUGUAAUGUUCUGUGUUUAAGGUUAAUAUUUUAGAAAGCGCAUAAGGUAUAUGGUGAAAAGGCACUGUGUGGGUACGAGGCGGGGGUGAGGGGGUGUUGCUUGUUGCUGUGUUUUCUUCAUGAUCAUAGUGUUGCUGUUGGGCAGAGGAGGAGCGGGAGCAGGUGGAGCGGCUGCGCUGGCCCUCUAGAGGCUACCUGCAGGAGCUCAGCGAGUACCAGCAGCGCAGACGACAGCUGCGCAAGUCCCGCUGCAGCAUCAUG
This is a messenger RNA of Hemibagrus wyckioides, 4194 nucleotides long. RefSeq names its product Rho related BTB domain containing 3 (gene rhobtb3). The record is from RefSeq and is a predicted model, not a curated record. Gene Ontology annotation, cellular component: cytoplasm. NCBI's taxonomy places the organism in Eukaryota, Metazoa, Chordata, Actinopteri, Siluriformes, Bagridae. Gene Ontology annotation, biological process: proteasome-mediated ubiquitin-dependent protein catabolic process; regulation of proteolysis. The coding region runs from base 375 to 2339 and encodes 654 amino acids. The transcript is spliced from 11 exons. Gene Ontology annotation, molecular function: ubiquitin protein ligase binding.